Molecule: messenger RNA, 1108 nt
Organism: Rana temporaria (common frog)
Lineage: Eukaryota; Metazoa; Chordata; Amphibia; Anura; Ranidae
Product: D-beta-hydroxybutyrate dehydrogenase, mitochondrial-like
Exons: 4
Coding region: 97-1035 (312 amino acids)
Source: RefSeq, a predicted model, not a curated record
UUACAUCACCUUUCUGAUGCUUUGCUUUCUUAUACACACUGCUGAAGGCAGCACAUACAUUCCCACACCCUAGCUGAUCGGCUGCUUUUCACAACAAUGUACAUCACUAUAUUGAUACUUCUGCUGAGCAUUGUAAUCUUUGCAAGACGAAGACGGAAUCGUGUUUUUUUGGACCCUGAAGAACGAGCGGUUCUCAUCACUGGCUGCGAUUCAGGCUUCGGGAAUCAACUCGCUCGCAGGUUACUUGAUAUGGGCUUCAUGGUCUUUGCUACCUGCCUGUUCCCGGAAGGAGAAGGGGCUCUGUCUCUAAUAAAUCAUUCCUCCUCUGGGAAGGUGAGGGUGGUCAGGCUGGAUGUUACCAGUGACAAGGAGGUUGCUGAGGUGAAGCAGUACGUACAAGAUAACCUUCCUGCUAAAGGACUGUGGGGUAUUGUUAAUAAUGCUGGCAUAAGCAAGUGGGGACGUUUUGACUGGCACACAAUUGAAGAGUAUCGGCGAAUUCUAGAUAUUAACCUACUUGGAAGCAUUAGGAUCACACUCGCUUUUUCACCGCUGAUACAGAAAAGUAAAGGACGUAUGGUGUUUAUGUCGAGUAUAAGUAGUUAUUUGAGUGCGAUGAAUGGCAUAUACGCCAUGUCAAAAGCUGGUAUGGAGAAAUUUGGUGAUUCUCUGCGACUAGAUAUGAUGCAGAAUGGAGUGAAGGUGUGUCUGAUAGAACCCGGUAAUUAUUCGAAAGCUACAAAUAUCCAGCCCCAAAAAUCUGCUGAUGACAUCUGGAAUUCACUUCCUGCAGAUGCAAAGGAAGGCAUUAGCAAGGAAUAUGUGGAGAAAACCAACAAUUUAGUAAAUUUAUCUCUGUCUAAAGGUAGCAGUAAGGGCCAUGAGGUGAUAGAUGCAAUUGUAGAUGCUCUCACCUCGGAUACACCAAAGCCUCGAUAUUUAGUGGCCUCUAUUGCAGAGAAAAUAUCGGUUUAUCUUUACCUUUGGCUUCCAACCUCUCUGUUUGAUAAAAUCUUAUCCCGAGCUUCUUCUUGAUGAAAUAAAAAAAGGCAACAUUUCAUGGCCAAUAUACUUUUUAACCACUUAACCCCCGGACCAUAUUGCCGGU